Rhizophagus irregularis DAOM 181602=DAOM 197198 is the source of this 1393-nucleotide messenger RNA. Its product is annotated as Succinate--CoA ligase [ADP/GDP-forming] subunit alpha mitochondrial. Gene Ontology annotation, molecular function: succinate-CoA ligase (GDP-forming) activity; succinate-CoA ligase (ADP-forming) activity. Gene Ontology annotation, biological process: tricarboxylic acid cycle. NCBI's taxonomy places the organism in Eukaryota, Fungi, Glomeromycota, Glomeromycetes, Glomerales, Glomeraceae. The record is from RefSeq and is a predicted model, not a curated record. Gene Ontology annotation, cellular component: mitochondrion; succinate-CoA ligase complex (ADP-forming).
GCCAUACAGUGUUUUAUUUUACAAUCGUUUUUUACACUUUCGACUUUUAUGUUAGAAAAUGAUCAGCUUUAAGAAUUCAUUCUAUCGUUCACUAAAACCAAAAGCGCAAUUUGCAUUACGUAGAGGAUUUUCUUACAGUGCCAUUCGGUCUGCUAGUUAUGAGGAUACCGUUAAAAAUAUGCGUUUAACUAAAGACUCUCGUGUUAUAUGUCAUGGUUUUACUGGAAAACAGGGAACUUUUCAUUCAAAACAAGCGAUAGAAUAUGGUACAAAUAUGGUGGGUGGAGUUUCACCUAAUAAAGGUGGACAAACUCACUUGGGAUUACCAGUAUUCAGCACUACAGCUGAAGCAGCUAAAGAAUUAAAACCAGAUGCUACAGCAAUUUAUGUUCCUCCACCAGCUGCAGCUGCGGCAAUUUUAGAUAGUAUUGAAGCAGAAAUUCCCUUGAUUGUUACCAUUACUGAGGGAAUUCCUCAACAGGAUAUGGUCAAGGUUGUGAAAGUUUUGAAAUCUCAAAGUAAAUCACGUCUUAUAGGACCAAAUUGUCCCGGUAUUAUUGCACCAGGAGCAUGUAAAAUAGGUAUUAUGCCAGCUCAUAUUCAUCAAAAAGGUAAAGUUGGCGUAGUUUCGCGUUCAGGAACUUUAACUUAUGAAGCUGUCAACCAGACAACUCAGGCAAAUCUUGGACAAACUUUAUGUGUGGGUAUUGGAGGUGAUCCAUUUAACGGAACAAACUUUGUAGAUUGUCUAAAAUUAUUCUUAGAAGAUGAUAGCACGGAAGGUAUUAUAUUAAUUGGAGAAAUUGGUGGAUCUGCUGAAGAGGAAGCAGCAGAAUAUUUGAAGCAACAUAAUUUGACUCGUAAACAACCAAAACCCGUAGUAUCUUUCAUUGCAGGAUUAACUGCACCGCCGGGUCGCCGAAUGGGACACGCAGGAGCUAUUAUAGCUGGUGGUAAAGGUGGAGCUACUGAUAAAAUUAAAGCAUUAGAAAAUGCUGGAGUUGUUGUAUCAAGAAGUCCUGCUAGACUUGGAAUUCACUUAAGAGAAGAAAUGGAAAAACUCGGAUUGGCUUAAAUUUUUUCAAUUUUAUUCAACACUGUUCCUAUUUUUUAGAAAUUAUUUAUCGCAAUAUUACAAAUCUGCAAAAUAUUUAUCAUUACAAAGAGUGAUUUGAAUAACUUUAUACCCUUAAAUAAAUAAAUUAUUUUAGUCGGAAAGAUCCAUGUCUUCCACACAAUCUUCGUCAUAAGAUAUCUCAUUAUUUCGAUGAUUCACAUUUUUGUUCUGAAGUGUCCGCUGUUGUUGUUUAAAUGAAUCUGUUUUUGAUAUGAUUGAAUCAUCCUUUUUCCAUAAUAGUGAUGAUUUAUCUACCUUAUAAUGUUCUUGGGAUUG